Molecule: messenger RNA, 2209 nt
Organism: Peromyscus maniculatus bairdii (prairie deer mouse)
Lineage: Eukaryota; Metazoa; Chordata; Mammalia; Rodentia; Cricetidae
Source: RefSeq, a predicted model, not a curated record
CAUCCGUUUCCCGUAGAAUUUUGUCCCCAGCGCCGAGCCGUUGCCCCGCCCUCGCCGCUGCCAUGGCGGCAGCUCCGCCGCUCUCUAAGGCUGAGUAUCUGAAGCGUUACUUGUCUGGGGCAGAUGCCGGCCUGGAAGGAGGUUCAGAGGCCGUUCGGAAGCGGCGCAAAAAACGGCCGAAGCCGGGAGGCGCCGGUGGCAAGGGAAUGCGGAUUGUUGAUGAUGAUGUGGGCUGGGCAGCUAUCUCUACCACUAAGCCGGAAAAGGAGGAGGAAGAGGAUGGAGAUUUGCCUGUGGUGGCUGAGUUUGUGGAUGAGCGUCCAGAAGAGGUAAAGCAGAUGGAGGCAUUCCGCUCCAGUGCCAAAUGGAAGCUUCUGGGAGACCAUAGUGAAGAUGGACAUUUCCAUCAUGACACCCCGGAUCCAUCUCCUCCUAGGAGGAUUCGUCAUGACAGCCCAGAUCCAUCCUCUCCCAGGAGGACCCGUCAUGAUACACCAGAUCCAUCUCCUCCUAGGAGGGCCCGUCAUGACACCCCGGAUCCAUCUCCCCCUAGGAGGGCCCGUCAUGACACCCCAGAUUCGUCUCCUCCUAGGAGGGCCCGUCAUGACAGCCCAGAUCCAUCUCCCCCUAGGAGGGCCCGUCAUGACACCCCAGAUUCGUCUCCUCCUAGGAGGGCCCGUCAUGAUACACCAGAUCCAUCUCCUCCUAGGAGGGCCCGUCAUGACUCAGACACAUCUCCUCCUAGAAGGGCCCAUCAUGACUCAGAUGCUUCUCCCCCCAGGAAGUCUCAUCGUAAUUCUUCAGGUGUAUCUCCUAGGAGAGGUCAUCAUGGUUCCUCAGGUAUCUCUUCCCCCAGAAGGGCCCAUAACCACUCCCCUGACACAGCCCAACAUAGGAGGACUUUUGACGCUUCAGAACCACAGCAUCUCAGGAAGACCCGUCAUGACUCCCCUAAUUUGGAACUGCCCAGAACCAAAAGUAGUAAAGCUGCAGAAAGAUCCCAGAGGGAGCUGGGACCCUCCCACCCGUCACUCUCCAAGGACAGCAAGUUUGGGCGUGACUCUGACCUUUCUUCACGGAAGCGGCAAGCAAAAGCUCAUUUUGGAGCUAAGAAGCAGCUUGAUCCCAAAGGUGUCUGCCACAAAGCCUCUGACUCAGAUCUGUCUCCUCCACGGCAAAAACAAAAUUCAAGACACCAGGAUUCUGACUCAGAUCUGUCACCACCACGGAAUAGACAGAGACGCCAGAGCUCUGACUCCGACCUCUCUCCACCCCGGAGAAGACAGAGGACCAAGUCUUCAGAUUCUGACCUCUCUCCUCCUCGAAGGAGUCCCCGUCCUGGGAAGAAGGUAGGGAUUCCAGGAGUUGUGUCUUUGUCAGAGUGACUCCUCCCUUCCAGCUUUACAGACACCAAAAAGGUUGCAGCCAGAGAGUUGGGAUCUCAGUUUGAAUUCGCUGAAACUGUAUUUCGAGACAAGUCUGGUCGGAAGAGGAAUCUGAAGCUGGAACGCCUGGAACAGAGGAGAAAGGCAGAGAAGGACUCAGAGCGAGAUGAGCUAUAUGCCCAGUGGGGGAAAGGGCUUGCCCAGAGCCGGCAACAGCAGCAGAAUGUAGAGGAUGCAAUGAAGGAGAUGCAGAAGCCUCUGGCCCGCUACAUCGAUGACGAAGAUCUGGAUCGGAUGCUGAGAGAACAAGAAAGAGAGGGGGACCCGAUGGCCAACUUCAUUAAGAAGAAUAAGGCCAAGGAGAACAAGCAUAAGAAAGUGAGACCUCGCUACAGUGGUCCUGCACCUCCUCCCAAUAGAUUCAAUAUCUGGCCUGGAUACCGCUGGGAUGGAGUGGACAGAUCCAAUGGCUUUGAGCAGAAGCGCUUUGCCAGGCUCGCCAGCAAGAAGGCUGUGGAGGAGCUGGCCUACAAGUGGAGUGUGGAGGACAUGUGACUCCUCCACGGCUGUGUGGUGCUGUGGCGUCGGUGGCGUAGGCUAGCCCAACAUCCGGCUCUGAUGGUCGUCUUGCUGAUAGACACAGACCAGCUUGCUGUCAGUUCUGACCUUUGGACUAGGCGCCUAACCUUGGCUGUGUCCAUGUUGUCUGUGGCUGGCUUUGGCAGGACACGGUGACUUCUUUAUUCCAGGGUUUGUUCUAAGCCAGUGUUUCCUUUUUACUUUAAAAAAUAAACACAUAUUUAUUUUUUGUAAUCAUUUCCUAA